ACAAAGAAGAGGUUAUGCAAGGGCCGCUCACCGACGACCAGCGCGCUCGCCAAGAGAUGCUCCAGCGCAUGCGCGAUGAGCUUCGCCGCGAGAGCGCCAACCCGCUCAUCAACCUCAGCCGCAUCGAGACGCUCAAAAGCUACAUGCAGAAGUUCGCCCAGCCGACGCGCACGUACGACAAGACGACGAUGGAGUCGUACGAAACGGCGUGCUUCGCCUACGACAACCAUGUUCGUCGAACGCUUCUUCACAACCACCGCAACAAGCAGUUCCAGGCCGAGCUAUGUUCACCGCUCCGAAACACGCCGUUUGUGCUCGACCGGUACGAGCUCAUGGAGUUGCUAAGCACGUCGUCUGCGACCACGAGCGACGUGGAGCUCUGGAAAGCCGUCGACAGGUCGACUAAGUCGCUCGUGACACUCAAAGUUUCUGCGAACCUGGACCUCUUGCGGCUCGAGUAUGCUGCCUUCAAGUCGCUGCGCUUUGCAAGCAUCGUGGCCACGCUUCCGGGCGAUGGCAUCGUAUCAGUGCCCGUACACGACGGCCAAUCCGUGCACCUCUUUCCGCUCGAGCACAUGCACCAUGACCUUCAGAGCGUUCUCUACAACACACCGGGCGGGCGGCUCGCGCCCUUUGAGGCGCGCGAGAUCAUUUUUCGCCUCUGCCAAGCCAUUCAAUUCCUCCACGACGAAGAAAAAGUGGCCCAUUGCGAUCUUCGGCCGAGCCACGUGCUCGUCGCGUCGCCGCCCAAUCUCGACGUGCGUCUCACGAGCGUCAAGUCGAUCCAGAACCGCCGCGACACGAUCUACCACGUGACGCCCCGUGACAUUCUCGCGAUGCCGAGUCGCCGCGUCAUGUACCUCUCGCCCGAGAGCUUUCGGCACUGGACUCCCUCGCGCGAUACGAACGUCGAGACAACGACCAACGCGUGCGCCGAUAUUUGGGCGAUCGGCAUUCUGCUCUACGAAAUGCUCUACGGCCAGCACCCGUUCUGCGACGGAGUCUUGGACCUCUGCCCGGCCGACAAGGUUGCAUAUGGCGUGCUUCUCUCGUCCUACGGCCUCAAGACCGGACCGUCGCUUUCGUUUCCGGCCCGCCCCGACAACAUCCACGACGAUGCCAAGGACUUUAUUCGCCAGUGUUUGGCGCCAAGCGCCGUCAAUCGCCCGAACGCCCUCGCCCUCAUUGUUCACUCCUACUUGACCUAA
Saprolegnia parasitica CBS 223.65 is the source of this 1208-nucleotide messenger RNA. Its product is annotated as serine/threonine protein kinase. The transcript has 9 exons. Gene Ontology annotation, cellular component: cytoplasm. Bases 15 to 1208 code for a protein of 397 amino acids. NCBI's taxonomy places the organism in Eukaryota, Oomycota, Saprolegniomycetes, Saprolegniales, Saprolegniaceae. The record is from RefSeq and is a predicted model, not a curated record. Gene Ontology annotation, biological process: autophagy; peptidyl-serine phosphorylation. Gene Ontology annotation, molecular function: ATP binding; protein serine/threonine kinase activity.